AAUGUCAAUAAACUUUAUUGACAAGUUUGGAAUUGAACAAGGCUGACAUCCAGCAGUGUGACUGAGAGCGGUUUGUUAUUCUCCCUUGAGAUCCGAGGAUAGACGGAGUGACCUGUUACAGACAGACAGACAGACAGAUAUACAGAAAGACAGAGACACAGAUAGACACACAGACGGAAGUUGGUAUGUGGUUACCAUGGUGAUGUGACUGUCAGCUGACCGGAAGUGGUGCCAUGUGACUGUCCAAGGCCUGAAACUUAGAGGGUUUAACGGUAAAUAUGACUCAAGCAGAGGCCAAACUGUGCUCAUUAUUGCUGCAGGAGCAUUACGGGGAGAUUGUGGAUCGCGUCGGAUGUUUUCUCAUCCGUACUGGCAGCCAGCCUCUGAGAGUGAUUGCUAAUGACACAGGCACUCCUUUGGAUCAGGUAAAAAAAGCUCUAUGUGUUCUUAUCCAACACAAUCUGGUGUCUUACCAAAUACACAAACGUGGCUUUGUGGAGUAUUUUGCGCACUGCGACCGCUACCUGCGGAUCCUCCGUUACCCCCGCUACAUUUACACGGCAAAGACUCUUUAUGGCGACACCGGUGAACUGAUUGUGGAGGAGCUGCUACUGAAUGGAAAGAUGACAUUUAGUGCCGUGGUGAAGAAAGUGGCCGACCGGCUGACGGAAACCAUGGAAGAUGGGAAGAGCGUGGAUUACAGUGAGGUAUCUGGGACAUUCUCCAGUUUGGCUGACACACACUUCAUACAGAGGUGCCCAGGUCUUCCUGAAAUGGAAUCCACAAAAGGAUCUGACAGCCGCAGACCUGUAGCACCCUCGCUGGUCAUCGACGAGAAAGACAUGUACACUAUUCCCAAAGUAAACAUGCUUGGAAGAGGCAAAAGACGCCGGUCUUCUGAUGACGAGGAAGAAGGAAAUAAGGGGAAGAGACAAAAGAAAGAUACAGGCCCAGAGUCCAACGAAGACGACGGAAUCUACUGGCAGAUUCAAAUGGAGCGUUUCCAUCAGCACUUCCGAGAUCAAGCAGUCAUCAGUGCCAUAUCCAAUAAAAUGGACCAGACCAGCAGUGAGAUCGUGCGGACAAUGUUGAGAAUGAGCGAGGUCACCACACCUUCCAGUGCUGCCUACACUCACCCGCUGUCAUCCAGUGAAAUCUUCAGAUCUUUGCCCACAGGAUACAACAUCUCCAAACAAGUCUUGGACCAGUACCUUACCCUUUUGGCUGAUGACCCGUUGGAGUUUGUCGGGCGGUCUGGGGACAGCGGUGGAGGGAUGUUUGUCAUCAAUCUUCACAAGGCAAUUGCUUCUCUAGCCACUUCAAACUUGCAAUCCAUUGUGCAGGAGAGGUUCGGUUCUCGAUGCGCAAGGAUUUUCCGGCUUCUCCUCUGCAAGAAACACUUGGAACAGAAGCAAGUGGAAGAUUUUGCAAUGAUCCCAGCCAAGGAGGCAAAGGACAUGCUUUAUAAAAUGCUGUCUGAGAAUCUGGUUUACCUACAGGAAAUUCCCAAAACCCCAGAUCACGCGCCGGCUCGAACAUUCUAUUUAUACGCAGUGAACACGCUGUCCUCUGCUCGCAUGUUGUUGCAGAGAUGUUACAAGACCGUUGCAAACCUGAUAGAGCGGAGACAGUACGAGACCAAAGAGAACAAACGGCUGCUGGAAAAAUCUCAGAGGAUUGAAGCCAUCCUAGCAUCCAUGCAAGCCACAGGAGCAGAGGAGACUCAGCUGCAGGAGAUCGAGGAGAUGAUCACUGCUCCAGAACGUCAGCAGAUUGAGAACCUAAAGCGAAAUGUCAACAAGUUGGACGCCAGUGAAAUUCAGGUUGACGAUACCAUCUUUAUUUUAGAAUCGUACAUCAAUAGCACAAAGACCAAAAUCUGAGAGAGGCUCAGAGGGCAAUGGUUUGACCAGGUUUCCU
Molecule: messenger RNA, 1920 nt
Organism: Pelobates fuscus (common spadefoot toad)
Lineage: Eukaryota; Metazoa; Chordata; Amphibia; Anura; Pelobatidae
Gene: POLR3C
Product: RNA polymerase III subunit C
Exons: 15
Coding region: 279-1883 (534 amino acids)
Biological process (GO): DNA-templated transcription
Cellular component (GO): RNA polymerase III complex
Molecular function (GO): single-stranded DNA binding
Source: RefSeq, a predicted model, not a curated record